Saprolegnia parasitica CBS 223.65 is the source of this 1413-nucleotide messenger RNA. RefSeq lists its product as hypothetical. The coding region runs from base 1 to 1413 and encodes 470 amino acids. Lineage: Eukaryota; Oomycota; Saprolegniomycetes; Saprolegniales; Saprolegniaceae. The record is from RefSeq and is a predicted model, not a curated record. The transcript has a single exon.
AUGUCCACGCUCAGGAGUAGUGCCAGCGGUGCGACAGACGCCAGUGGCGCGUCGCGCAAGCACCAGCCUCAAGUGGCCGCGGCCCCCGUCUUUACGUGCGGCUGGCUGCGGCUCAAGGGUGGCUUCUUCCGGAGCUGGAAGGCCUACUACUUUGUCUUGACGAAAGGCGAGCUCUUGGCGUUUGCGACGGCGCGCUUCGAAGGACAGCCGCACAAGCACCGGAUUCGGGUCGCUGUCGCGGAGAAGAGCACCAAGCACGAGAUGGGCUUCGUCGUGGCAUCGCCCACGGGGACGCAGCUCACCGUGGCCGCAACGUGCGAGCGCGACUAUGACAAGUGGGCCAUGGCCUUCACGGGCGUUUUGGCGCAGCCCAUGACGCCGAAGGUCGUGCCACAAUGCGUCAUCGAGUCGCCGACACCGACGCCGUCCGUAGAAUCGGACGUCUACCUCUAUGUGCCCACCAACGUGAUUCCGCUUACGACGUCGGCGACCGCGCUGGACGCCGCCCGCGCCGAGAUCACCAAGCUUCAAGCGACGCUGGGCGACCACGUCCCGAUGCGCAGCACGCUCGACGACCCGAGCGUCGAGUGGCGCGUGGGCAAGCCCGACUAUACGCUCGUGAACCUCCUCUUCCUGCAAGGCAAGACGUACAACCACAAGCCCGGCUCGCUCGAGUGGAUGGUGCAGAACCUCAUCAAGACGUGGGAGAUGGAGGUGAGCCACAAGACGAACGCGCAGCAAAUGACGACGAUGCACCCCAAGCUCUUCCAAUGCCACGUCAACGGCGCGAGCCCCGUCGCCGCCGACGACCUGGUCCGCAACGGCAAGUACGACACGUUUCUCGCGGCCGCGCCAACGGCCAAGGCGCUCUACGACGCCAAGCGCAGCACGCGGGACCGAGCGUCCAUGACGUUUGGGUCGGCGUUUCCGGACGGGUUUGCGUGGGAGGUGCUCGAGGUCUUCUCCAAGCUGCCCCGCGUCUCGUUUUCGUGGCGCCAUUGGGGGUACCCGAAGCCGUCGUCGAAUGCGUCACCGAUGGUCGAGCUCUUUGGUUUCACGAUCCUUGACCUCGAUGCGUCGAACCGCAUCUGCGGCAUGGAGACGUUCUACAAAGCUGAAGCCUUUUUGGACGCGCUGCACCGCCAGCAGCUACUCAAGCGACCGGGAGAAACCUCGUCGCGCCAGCGGUUCUCAUCGUCGAUGACGGAGCGCAGCACGAUGCUGGACGGGCGCCUCUCGCUCUCGGGGCACUCGAAGGACAGUGCAGCUAGUCACGAAGACGUCUUCUCGUGCCCUUUUGAUAUGACGAGCCCCGCCUUCUCGGACCGCCAAUCUACACUCAGCGCCCCGUCGCCAGUGUCAAGCAGCAGCGCCAGCACGAGCAAGUGCCCGUUUGCGGGCAAGUUUUUGUGA